Messenger RNA from Odontomachus brunneus, 1671 nucleotides. Its product is annotated as ADP-ribosylation factor-like protein 13B. Gene Ontology annotation, biological process: receptor localization to non-motile cilium; non-motile cilium assembly. The transcript has 8 exons. The record is from RefSeq and is a predicted model, not a curated record. Gene Ontology annotation, molecular function: GTP binding; GTPase activity. NCBI's taxonomy places the organism in Eukaryota, Metazoa, Arthropoda, Insecta, Hymenoptera, Formicidae. Bases 184 to 1290 code for a protein of 368 amino acids. Gene Ontology annotation, cellular component: non-motile cilium; ciliary membrane.
GCCGCUGUACGUGAUCGUGGUGAAUGCGUCACUCUUGAGAGUGCGUGUCACCUAUCCGUGAUUAUCUGGAGUUUAUUACCUGUUGUGUUACCUGCGAAUCCACGCACGAUGCAACGCGUCAAUAAAUGACAGGAGUUCGUCGAUGCGCAAUUAAAAGCGCAACGCACGGAAUUCUUUCUCGCAAUGGGCAAUUGCAUUAGAAGUAUACUGAAGAGGUUAAGAACGAGCCGCGGCACGGAAAGGUGCGUUUUUGCAAGAACUAUUAUCUUGCUCAUUGUGGGACUGGACAAUGCCGGGAAAUCCUUGAUUCUGAAUCACAUAAGUGGUGAUCCAGAUCAAAAUGUAUUGCCUACCAUGGGAUUUCGUAUGGUAUCCUUAAAGCACAAGUCGUACUUGGUGAAGAUAUAUGAUGUGGGUGGUAGUUCACAAAUUAGAGCAUUGUGGCCUAAAUAUUACAACGACAUACACGGUCUUAUAUACGUGGUGGACGCUAGCGAUAUUUCCCGUCUUGCCGAAAAUAAACUCGUGUUUAACGAAUUAAUUACGCACGAACAUAUCUCGACGAAACCAUUAUUGUUACUCGCCAACAAACAAGACUUGAACGGUGCCAUCGACGAGCUGGAUUUGGUUGAGAACUUGGACGUGGAGCGCGCGGCCAACGCCAUGAAGUGCCCCACCAGGGUGGAAACGUGCUCCUGCGUUUAUGACAAGGAACAAUCGAGGAACAGCACUUUGGGCAUAAGAAACGGAUACAAGUGGUUGUUGGAUACGAUCGUGAAGAAUUACGUCACGCUGAACAACAGAACCAGACAAUCGCAACGACCUCGGCGAGAUUCCAGAAGAAAUAGAGUCCAGGACACGCAGUCUAUUGCGUCGAACACACCGUCAAGAAUGUCCGUGCACUCGAAUCCUUUUAAACCCAUUAAAGAUCUUUUAGCGACAAAGGAUGAGCUCGCGAUAAAUGAGUCACGCAAUGGUACCAGUGACGGGAGAAGCAUCACGAAAGUUUUUAUGCGGAAAAACAAGACUGCCCCUCUUCCAGUUGAUCAAUCGAUUAUCGAGUACGAAAGUCUCUCGCCUAACGAGGAAGCCCUGCAUUCUCCUGAGGAGGCCGGGGAGAAAAGCACACAAACUACGACGACGAUACUGGAUCCCUUGAACUUGGAGAUCAAUCAUCGCGACAGUUAUAUGCAUAUGAAACUAAUCCGUCCGUACACCGCGCCGGAGCGAUCGCAACGAUUGCCGAAUAAGAUGACGAUAAUUAGCAUUCCUGGACAAGUGCCUCAAUGACAAGAUCUGUAAUAUCUUGUACUUCAUUAAUUUUACGGGACCAAGUUACAUUCGUUACAUCGUAACGUAUACACAAAGUCAUGUGUCUGCGGCUUUGGAAUUUCAAAAAGACUAUCGUCUCAAGAAACAUUGUGUCCUUUCAACGUGCAGUCUUUGAGCAUUGCCAUUUACAAUAAAUUGAUUUAUAUAAUUGCGUUAAUUAAUAUCUCGUGUAUAAAAAUAUAUUCUUGCCACGUUGUUAGAAGUUACCGAAGCAGAAAAUGCGAAAAUAAUUUAAUUUUGUGAACAUUAAUGGUCGUAUUUAUUAAUAAGUUUGUAAACCUAUAAUAAAUAUUGUAUGUAUCUCUUUUAUCUAAUACAAAAAAAUAUAUAUUCAAUAAA